AUGUUUUUAGUUGCUUUAGCUCAUCCAAGGUUUGAUGCACAAGGAAAUGAACUUUUCUCUGGAAAAAUUGGCGUGUUUCCUUUUGUCACACAAGAGCCAACUAAAAGGACAAGUGUUAAUAGAGUUGCAGGAACAUUAGAAACAAAACCAAUAACUUCAGUCAAAAGAGAAGUUAUAAGAUCAUUCUUACUUGAAAAAGUCCUACCUGCCAUCAAGGCAAACUGGCCAAGAGAAGACUUCAAAUAUCCAAAAUUUAUUCAACAAGACAAUACAAGAACACACAUUAAUCAUAACAACGAUGAAUUUUGUCGAUUAGCUACAGAAGAUGGAUUUGAUAUUCGUUUAAUGUGUCAACCUGCAAAUUCUCCAGAUUUGAAUGUUUUAGAUCUCAGAUUCUUUAGUGCUAUUCAAUCCUUACAGUAUAAAGAGUCACCUAAAACCGUUGACGAGCUUGUUAAUGCUGUUGUGAAUUCAUUUGAAGCUUUUUCUAUAGUGAUGUCUAACUAUAUAUUUUUAACAUUGCAAAUGUGCUUGACAGAAAUCAUGAGAGCAAAAGGUUCCCGUAAAUAUAAAAUUCCACAUGUUAAGAAAGCAAUGUUGGAAAUGGAAAGUGAAGGCCAACUUCCUAGUUAG
This is a messenger RNA of Pistacia vera, 633 nucleotides long. RefSeq lists its product as uncharacterized. The record is from RefSeq and is a predicted model, not a curated record. NCBI's taxonomy places the organism in Eukaryota, Viridiplantae, Streptophyta, Magnoliopsida, Sapindales, Anacardiaceae. Gene Ontology annotation, molecular function: nucleic acid binding. The coding region runs from base 1 to 633 and encodes 210 amino acids. The transcript has a single exon.